UAAUUUCUCAGCGAACCCUAGCACAUUCAGAUCGAACACCUCUCCUCCUCCCUUCCAGAUCGCAGCCGCUACCUCCUAUCCACCGUCCCACCCAUCCUCCGCUCGUCUGUCGUCCGUUGUCGGCUCCCAAAAAGGACCUGAGAUUUUGUUCCUGCUAGUUUGCUAAUCGUCUGGCUGGUUUUUCCUCUGUGCGUGUGUGUGCAGGAGCGUACACGGCAUGUGGGGGCGGCGCGGCCUACGUGUGGGUGGUGGCGACGUGCAGCGUCGGCUCCCUCUUCUACGUCCUCGCCAAGGCCGUCGCGGUCUUCGGCGUCGCCGCGGACGGCGCCGCCGGCCUCGACCUGCACGGCAAGGGCCAGGCCCUCGCCGUCGAGGCCAUGUUCCUCAUGUCGCUCGUGCUCGCCGCCGUGCACCUCGCCAUGGUGUACCGGGCGAGCAGCCGGGAGAAGCACCGGCUCCACGUCAUCUACAGGAUCGACAUCGAAGCGUUCAAGCCUGAGGAGAUUGCUGGCAUCAUUAAAGACUUUGACGAACCCCGACAUCUUGCACCAACUGUUUUUUUCCUUGGAGGCACAAAGUACAUGGUCAUCCAAGUUGAACCUGGGGUUGUCAUUCGAGGAAAGAAGGGCAUCGGUGGCGUUACUAUCAAGAAGACGGGCAUGGCGGAUCGGGCCGGGGGCGAGGGAGAUCCGGAUCUCGGCUGACCCGAGCCGCGGAUCUUGUAGCUUGCCUGGCUGCUGUUGCUGGACUCUCGUUGGGAUGUUGAUUCCUGCGCUGGGAGCGGGUGUUGAUGCGAAUUAUACGGCGUGUCUUGUUGUAUGCUAAAUAAAAUUGGAUUUGCUGCUCUUUCAGGCUCGGAUAGAGAUGAUUGUAGGAGAGUCUACUUGUAGGAUGACAAGUUGUCGCAUCUCGAGCAUGUCUCAUAGGAGAGUGGAAUGAAGUCCAUUGUAGUGACAGUAGCAGAUGUGCCAUUGUUCUGUUGUGUAAUUCUGUUUGUUUUUGCUAUAUUCCUGUGUAAGGAAAUGUAUUUAGG
Messenger RNA from Hordeum vulgare subsp. vulgare (domesticated barley), 1033 nucleotides. Its product is annotated as profilin-1-like. The record is from RefSeq and is a predicted model, not a curated record. Lineage: Eukaryota; Viridiplantae; Streptophyta; Magnoliopsida; Poales; Poaceae. The transcript has 4 exons. Gene Ontology annotation, cellular component: cell cortex. Gene Ontology annotation, molecular function: actin monomer binding. Bases 378 to 704 code for a protein of 108 amino acids.